AUGUUUCCAUGGCGACGAAUUCGAUUGAUUCUCCUUGUUGUGUUGAUCUGUUUGCUCUUCUUGGCAUUCAUUAAUUAUUUCAGAGAGUUUUCUGCUUCCAGCCAACCAGAAUUAGCGACAAGUUUACUUCAUUUUAAUAAUUCUGGCCUACAUUGGGAUAGUUUACCGGUUCAUAGUAAAUUAUCAUCGAAUGAGAAGAUAGAAAUAAGUCAUCGUAUACAUGGAUUCUAUUAUGCAUGGUAUGAUGCACCACAAAAUUUAUCAAAUAAGUAUUCAUUAACGAGUAAUAAUAAUAAUAAUAAUAAUAAUAAUAAUAAUAAUAAUAAUAAUAAUAAUUGGACACACUGGAACCAUCCACGUUUAAGACAUUGGAAUGCAAAAGUUGCUAGCGGAUAUUCAACUGAAUCCCACUAUCCACCAUAUUUGAUUGCAUCAUCUUUCUUUCCAAAACUGGGACCAUAUUCAUCAAAAGAUAUUCAUAUUAUACGUAUUCAUAUGGAAAUGGCUAGAUUUGCUGGUAUUGGUGUCUUAGUUGUUUCAUGGUAUCCGCAUGGUAUGUCAGAUGAUAAUGGGAAGCCUGUAGAUGACUUGGUAUUACCAUUGUUGAAUAUAGCUAAUGAGUAUGGAAUAAAGGUUUGUUUACAUUUGGAGCCAUAUAAAAACCGUGAUGUGGGUACAAUUGUCAAAGAUUUAAAGUAUAUACAUACAAAGGAUUACACAACUCAUCCAGCCUAUUAUCGUUUACCUGUUAAUCACUUGGGAGACAAAGGGAAAGGUCAGUCACUACCUGUAUUCUAUGUCUACGACUCUUAUAGAAUACGGCCAUCAGAAUGGAAGAAGAUACUUCAACCUGAUUCCAGGACAAGUAUUAGAGAUAAACCGUACAAUGGAUUUCUGAUUGGAUUAUUACUUGGAGCCGGUGACUGUAAAACCCUUCAUGAAUCUGGAUUCAACGGUGGCUAUACUUAUUUUGUUGGUCAUAAGAUAUCCGAGGCUAGCUCACCUGAUGUGUGGAAUAACUUGCAAAAACAAUGUUCAAAGUAUAAUAUUGCAUUUUAUCCUAGUGUUGGUCCAGGAUAUCAUGAUUUAUCUGUUCGUCCAUGGAAUAGUGCAGCAAGUAAAUCACGUGAAUAUGGUUCAACAUACCUGAAAAUAUUUAACCAAGCAAUGACUAGUCAACCAAACGGUAUAGGGAUUGUAUCUUUCAAUGAAUGGCAUGAAGGGACACAAAUAGAACCAGCUAUACCUUUUAAAUGGGCUGGUUAUCUUACAGAAUCAAGGAUAUAUAUGGAUUAUUUACCGUAUACUCCAGAAUUCUAUUUACGUUUAACACGUUUACUUGUGAAUAAAUUUGAAAAAUUUAUACAUUUACCAAAAUAUUUUACAGAAACAGCCAGUGAAAAUGAACUUCAUCAUUUGUAUAAACUAGUGCGAUAUGAUAAUGAUAGCACAUAGAUGCUGUUAUCAAUUAAUUUGUAAAAAAACCAUAGUUUUUUUGUCAUGUUUAUAUGAUAUUUAAAAAAUUUAAAUA
Molecule: messenger RNA, 1531 nt
Organism: Heterobilharzia americana
Lineage: Eukaryota; Metazoa; Platyhelminthes; Trematoda; Strigeidida; Schistosomatidae
Source: the annotation of a GenBank genome assembly